AUGCAAGAAGAACAAAGUUCGAAAAAAAUUGGUCGUAUUCUUCUUGGUCUUACUGUGUUAUCUGUACCUUUUUUAACACCAGCAUUACGACGUCAUGCACUUCCUUAUGUACCGGCAACACGAGAACAAUUAGAUAAUAUAUUCAAUUUAUUAAAACAAUAUUCAACAAAACAACGUCAACAUCUUAUUGAUCUCGGAAGUGGUGAUGGACGAAUUGUAUUUGAAGCAAUUCAACAAGGUUUUCCACGUGCUACUGGUAUUGAAAUAAAUCGUGUACUUGUUUAUUAUGCUCGUUUAAAAGCAUAUUUAUCUAAUCAAGGAAAAAUUUGUCAAUUUAAACGAGCAAAUCUUUGGAAACAUGAUUUAUCAAAAUAUGAUACAAUUGUUUUAUUUGGUGUUGAUACAAUGAUGGAACCAUUAUUAAAAAAAUUAUCAAAAGAAAUAACUAAUGAAAGUAUUGUUAUAACAUGUCGUUAUCAAUUUCCAAUAAAAUUUGAUCGUACACUUGGUGAAGGUAUUGAUGCUGUUUGGUUAUAUAAUUCUCAAACAAUUCGUAGUCAAAUGUUAAAAAAUUAA
This is a messenger RNA of Rotaria sp. Silwood2, 576 nucleotides long. Lineage: Eukaryota; Metazoa; Rotifera; Eurotatoria; Philodinida; Philodinidae. The record is from the annotation of a GenBank genome assembly.